CGUGACGACGCACACCGGCUGGCCUUUACUUAAAUAUAAGUAAAAAUAAUUUCGAGAAAUAAAAAGUGGUUAUCCUCAAAGUAAUAACAAUUUAUUUCUCGGAUUUUGACCGCGUCCGUUGUCCGCACGCGAACACGUCCGACCGUACACGCCGUCUGCACCUCCGGAGGGACGACCACCGGCCGUUUUUUACCGAGUGGCCAUCGCGAUCCGGCGUCCUCGGCGCCGCUUGAGUGCAAUGACCGCGUGAUAUACGCACCGCCGUCGGCGUCCCGACAGCGUUCCCGCGCCGGUGGUGGCGUCCACCGGUGUCGCGAUCAUGAAGACAGACCGGACGUCCAGACCAACGACGGCCGCAGACCUGUUGACCGGCUGGCUGACGGUGUUGGCCGUGGCCGCGCUGGCGGUAGACGCCAAAAGCUCAGAAGGAAAGGCAUUGUACCCGUCCAUUUUCAACUUGGCGUCUCGGGCACUGGUAACAGCCAACGCCACGUGCGGGGAAGCAGAAAAUGGUGGUCCCGAGGUUUACUGUCGGUUCAGCGGUGCCAGCAACGUUCAAACGUGUGGUGUUUGUGACGCCCGGGCAGGAGACCCAGCCAAAGCCCAUGGGCCAGGCAAAAUGGUCGAUAACAGCACAGGCACUUGGUGGCAGAGUCCUUCACUACAAACCGGUGACCGUUACCAAUACGUCACAUUGAACAUAGACUUGAAACAGGUGUACCAAGUGUCGUAUAUCAUAAUCAAGUUCGGCAUAUCGUCGAGGCCGGGCAAUUGGAUUUUGGAACGGUCUACUGACGACGAAGGGUCACACUUCAGACCGUGGCAAUAUUUUGCUGUCAACAAUGAGGAGUGCGUUGACAAGUAUGGCGUUCAACCGGCAACACACAACGGCGAUCACAAAGACAAGAUCGUACAAGUAAACCGAAAUCCCACUUGCGUUACUUCGUGUUCGCGUUUUAAACCGCACGAGAACGGAGAGAUACACAUAAACCUGUUGAAAGGACACGGCAGCAUAAGUUUAUCGUCUCCAGACGUACUGAACUUCACAACGGCCAGGCUCGUUCGGUUUAGGCUGCAGAAAAUCAUUUAUCCCAACGAUAAGUCGGGCGUGAUGGACACUUCGAUUUUGAGGAAAUUGUUCUAUUCGAUCAGAGACGUAUUCAUAGGCGGUCGGUGUGUUUGUCACGGUCACGCCAAAAAAUGCAAACAAAUUUCAGAAACAGCCGAACCCAGCUGCGACUGUCAGCACAAUACUUGUGGUCAAAAUUGCGACAGAUGCAGCCCGCUUUACAAUCAAAGACCGUGGAAGGCUGGUCCGACUGCUUGCGAACAGUGUCAGUGUUAUGGUCACGCGACCGAAUGCCGUUAUGACCCGACGGUUGACGCUGAAAAAUCUAGCUUGGACCUGUACGGCACUUAUUCGGGCGGUGGAGUCUGUGUCAAUUGUUCGAAACACACAACUGGCAUCAAUUGCGAACGGUGUGAGACCGGAUGGUACAGACCGCUUGACAUAGAACCUGACGAUCCCGAACCAUGUCUGCCUUGCGAGUGUCAUCCCGAAGGUUCUGACGGAACUUGUGUGUCCAGCAAAGAUACGGGAAUUGGACUAUGCGAUUGUUUCAAAGGGUUCGCCGGUGACAAGUGUGACGAAUGCGCUCCGGGUUACAGCGGGUUUCCAGACUGUGAACCGUGUGCGUGUGACGAACGAGGAAUCAAAACGCCUCCUCUGACUUGUGACAGCCAAUGCGAUUGUAAAGAUCGCGUCAAUGGCAACAAGUGUGAUCGAUGCAAGCCCGGGUACUUUAACCUGAAUGCUUCGAACCCGGAAGGAUGUGACAAAUGCUUUUGUUCUGGCGUGUCGACGACGUGCGAUAACGCAGUCGGUCUUAGAGAGAUUUCGAUAAGCUUACCUGACGGGUGGUUGGUAACAGACCUAAAGAUGUCGAAGACCGUUUUUCCGUCAACGGAUGCUGAUACGGGGCACGUAUACAUCAGCAGUUUUGACGUACCAUUUGGCGCCGACAGUAGUUUUUAUUGGCUAUCGCCCGACAAUUUUACCGGCAAUAAAUUGACCUCUUACGGUUCCAGCUUGAAGUUUUCCGUAUCUUGGAUCUUAAUGCGAGGUGAUUCUAGUGGUCGACAAUUGCUUGACCCCGACGUUGUAAUAAUUGCCAAGGAUAACAUUUUGAUCGCAUACGGUGGCAAAAACGAUAAGUUAGCCAACGAAGUGAUGGGCAACGUUGCCUUGACGGAAAAAGAUUGGUUUUAUGUGACCAAAGACUUUAAAAAUCUCGAGACGCCUCUUGACAACGCCGAAGUAUCGCGCGACGAGUUUUUAUCGAUUCUGUCCGAUGUCAAGCACGUGCUCAUCAAAGCCAAAUACCAUACGGACCAAGUGGAAUCCAGUUUGAACGACGUUUCCCUUACUCUUGGUCACGUCAACGGUACAGGACGUUUGAUCUCCGACAUAGAGAAUUGCUCGUGUCCUUUUGGCUAUACCGGACUUUCUUGCGAGGCUUGCGACUAUGGUUUUGUCAAACACAUUGACCCUUUCUCACCUGGAAUUCUGUGCAAGAAGUGCGACUGUCACGGUCAUUCGCCGGUGUGCGAUCAACUCACCGGUCAUUGUUCGGUGUGCGAACACAACACGACCGGUGCCAAGUGUAACGAAUGCUUGCCAGGUUUCUACGGUAAUGCAACCUGGGGUACGUCGGAAGACUGCAAGAAGUGCGCUUGUCCUCUGGAAGAAGGCCCAAACAAUUUCAAUGGUUCUUGCGAGCCAAACUCAUCUGGAGGAUAUAUGUGCACUAAUUGUCCCGAAGGACACACCGGCGAUCACUGUGAACUGUGCGCUUCUACGUACUAUGGGAAUCCUAUGAUCGAAGGUUCAACGUGCAAGCCUUGUGACUGCAAUGGCGCUCCAUGUAACAACUCGACCGGACAGUGUACUAACUGCCUGGGAAAUACCGUCGGCUGGAACUGUAAAGAAUGCAAACCCGGACAUUUUGGUAACCCUAUUAUUUCCGACUGCAGACCGUGUGAUUGUCAUCCGGUUGGUUCAAUAACAACGGACUCUUGUAACAUGGACACCGGACAGUGUCAGUGUAAAGACAAUUUUACUGGAAGGACUUGCGAUCGGUGCGUGGAUGGUUUGGGUAAUACGACCGCCAAAUGUGUUGAGUGUACUUGCAAUCAUAUCGGCUCCAUAACGGACCUGUGUGACCCCAGAUCCGGCAUUUGUCCGUGCAAAAAAGGAAUAACCGGAGCCAGUUGCGAUACGUGCAUCGAAGGAUUCCAUUCGUUCUCCAGUCAGGGUUGUGUCGAGUGUCAGUGCAAUACUACCGGAAGCGAAAACAACAGCUGCGACCCUGUAACCGGCCAAUGUAAUUGUCGACAAAACGUCACUGGCAGCUUAUGCGAUUCGUGUAAAGAAGGACAUUGGAACAUUACGGACAAGGGUUGCCAAAAAUGUGGAUGCGAUGAAUUAGGUGCCGUCAACGGAAUGUGCGAUCCCAUAACGGGCCAGUGCGUUUGUAAGCCAGGAGUUAGUGGACAGUAUUGCGAUCAGUGUCUGCCCAAUUACUACGGGUUCUCCAUUCUGGGCUGUUCGGAAUGCCAGCCAUGUGAAAAGCAGGGCCACGUAUGUGAUAUGGACACAGGCAGAUGUGUAUGUCCUCAACUGACCGAAGGUCCGGAUUGUAGUCAGUGCGUUUCCAUCAGCUUUGGGUGGAAAGAAUAUAAAGGAUGCCAGGAAUGCCGGUGUGAUUCUUUCGGAUCGCUCAACGGUUUUUGUCAUAACGAGACCGGAGCGUGCGUAUGCAGAACUGGUUACAGCGGCUCCAAGUGUGAUCAGUGUUCGUUUGGAUACUACGGGUAUCCCAGGUGUAGGCCAUGUGCAUGCGAUUAUGCCGGAAGCGAACAAAACAAUUGCAACGGAACACUGUGCGGUUGCGAUGAAUUCGGCCAGUGCGAGUGCAAAAUGAAUGUUUAUGGCAAGAGAUGUGACCAAUGUAAAGAGGGCACAUUCGGGCUGCAUCAAAUGAAUGCGGAUGGUUGCAUACCUUGCUUCUGUUUCGGUCGAAGUAGUUCAUGUUCGGCAGCAGGUCUAACGUGGAAUCAAAUUAGACUCCCGCAAACCCGUACGCUGUCUAUUCAUUAUGAUACCAACAGCAGUACGCUGUACAGUGAAGGCGAUUAUCCUGUCAAUACCCAAGAAAUCUGCUACAUCAACCUGGCAAAUCCCGAGAGUGGUGGUAUAGAACGCAAUCAGUUGAACAUCACCAACAACCUUAGGAUUAUACCGGGGACUGUGGGUAACGUGGAAAUGGGAGUAAAAUACUUGUUCGACACUCCUGUUUAUUGGCAACUGCCUAAUCGAUUUUCCGGUGAUAAGGUUUCAUCGUACGGCGGCUACAUACGCUUCACUAUAGACGCUGAAGGUGGAAACACUCUCUUCCCGCAACUGAUUUUGACUUCUUAUCCGCUGAUACAAAUUCAAGGAAACGAGCAUAUCAUACUAGAACACUUCCCGCAGUCCAUUAACACGGGGCCCAGUCAUCAAGUAAGGCUACAUGAAUCGUUGUGGCAAAUCAAGAACAAUCCCGGCGCCAAAGUCAGUAGAGAAAUACUGAUGCUCGCAUUGCAAAAUAUCAAAUACAUUUUCAUCAGAGCCACCGAUUCGGUUGACUUUACCCGCGCCACUUUAAAAGACGUAUGGUUAGAGACGGCGACGAUGACCGCUAGGAAAACCGCUCACUUGACUGCUUCUCAGUUAGUCGAGGUAUGCGAAUGCCCUCCCGAGUACCAGUCGUCUUCUUGCCAAGAUCCCAGUCUCGGAUAUUUCAGGUACUAUAACAGUUCAGUGAGUGCAACUAUUAUAAUACAGACCGUCGGCGAGGCUAAACAAUGUCAAUGCAAUGGUCGUUCGAACGUGUGCAACGUCGAGACAGGAAAUUGUGAGAACUGUACGCAAAACACCGGUGGCGCCCAUUGCGAGAUCUGUGCCGAAGGAUUUUAUGGCGAUCCGUUUGGCGAAGGAUGUCAGCCGUGUCCGUGCCCGUCGGUUAACAAAAAUUUUGCUAAAUCGUGUGAGAUAGGUUACGAAGGAACACUAGUGUGCCAAUGCAAACCAGGCUAUAAAGGACCCAUGUGCGAUCAAUGCGAGUACGGUUGGUUUGGGUAUCCAAGAAAAGAAGGCGGAUCGUGCGAACCUUGUCGUUGUAACAAGUAUGGCAUGAUAAGCGACGAGUGUGACGAAGAGACUGGUCAGUGUAACUGCAUGCCGAACAUUACCGGCCGGGACUGUUCCGUAUGUCAGAACAAACAUGUGUUAACCAGCAAAGGAUGCAUGUCUUGCGAGGACAAGUGUAUAGACACGUUGCUGGACGACGUAUCUAGUCAGAUCAAAUUACUAAACGAAACAACCGUUAAUCUGGCCGAAGGAAUGAUAUCUCCUCCGUGGUCGUACCUGUUACUUAUCGAGACCAAUGUGACGUUCUUGAGUAGCAUGCUAAACAGUUCUACCAAAGCCGAUUUGAUGUUGAUCGGUCUAGCCGACGACGUGGAACAGAACCUUAAGAAGAAAAUAAAGUACGCUUUCGUCAAGGCCAAGAAGUCCUUAAAAGCGUCUCAGCUUAUCGAAAACGAUAUACGGCCGCUAUACGAGUCGGCCGAAAGUAGAUUGGCAAAUAGCAUGGCACUAGAGAGAGAAGUAGACGAACUAGUCAUCAACUUGCAGACUUAUGGCGUUGAAGAGAGGGCGCGCUUGAAUAUUGCAAGCACCUUGAAAGAAGCUCAACACAUUUUGAACAAAAUAAGUAACAUCGAUUUUGAACCUUCUGUAGAGCCCAUAACCAUUCUUAGAAUUUGUUCGGAGGCCAUGGAAAACCUUCAAUUGAACACGGGUAGUGAAGCUCAGACGGUUAACCUCAAACACAAAUUUGAAACUCUUUUGAAUCAAGUGAAAGACUUUGACGCCAUCCUAUCCAACAUAUCCAUCGCGUCAGAAUCGGUAAACCGACUGAAGCAGCAAAAUAAACAGUCACUGAGGACAGUCAAUAGGAUCAUAGAGGACGUUAAUCGAAUGGAGUUGUCUUUUAACGCGAAGCACGGUGACAUGGUGGCCGCUGUGAAAACAGCAAGAGAAAAUUAUUUGGCGAGUAUGGACAAUUUCGAAGAACUAUCCGACAUUAAACCCAGAUUUGAAAACAUCAGAAAACCUUUCAACAGAGGCAAAAACAUUGGUUCUCAGUUAGACGGGGAACUGCUUUUGGUGAAUUCGGCAGAAAUACAUGCGGAGUACCUUUUGCAAACUGCUCAGAAAUACGCAGAAUUGUUCAAACCUAUCAAACACGACGCCAACGUCACGCUUCAAGCAAGCAACGCUUAUUUAAAUAUCGUCAAAUCCCUUCAGCUUGCUCGAAACGCGGCUAUCAACGCUAGUCAAUUGGCUGACACUUCGUUCCAAACGGCGUAUCCGGGAGUGUAUCAAGAAUCACUUGUGGACAAAUCAAAAGCAGCUGAAGAUUUAUCCCAGCUCGUUUAUAAAAAUACUCUGGACGUGAAAAAACUAGUCGAUACUUUCCAGUCGAAAUUCAACGCAGAAAUUACAACAAUCGAAGCUGUUAAAAACGAUAUGAAGCAAAUAAUCAAGAUCGACAAUAGUAAUUCGAAACAAAUUAUUGAGCUCGAACAAUCUGAAGGAAUGAACAUAGAACUGAAUAGCAAAGAAGAUGUCGACCCGCUGAUGAACACGUUGGCUAAUGUCGAGACCAAAAUUAAUGAAAUUCAAAACAACAUCGAUAACAGGCUGCGUCCGGUUUUGCUUCAGCUUAACGAGGAAGGUGAACCCAGUCUAACGAUUGCUCAGGAUAAAAUCGACGAGACUGAAGAAAACGGCAAAAAAGUUUUAGACGUACUGGACAAAGUCGUUAAGUCUACCGAAGAGUUUGGUAAAAAAUUAGCAUCUUGGAAUGACACAAUUGCUGGCAAAUUGGAAGCUUUGCGUAACAAAAUCACAGAAGCCCAUCAAAUCGCGGACGGGAUCCGUAUAUCGGUUACCGGUAAAGAAAACGACACCGACAACGUUUGCAUUCGGACAUACCAACCGAAAUUUUUAGAGCCCAGCACUAGGACUACGAUCGUGUUGUCCUAUGCAAUUAGUACUAACGAGAGGGACGCGUUGCUCUUUUACCUAUCGAGCAAAACCACAGGUGACUUCGUGGCAAUCGAAAUGGUCAACCGGAAGAUCAGGUUCGUGUGGGACGUUGGUGGUGGCAUUGGCGAGAUUACACAUCCAAUGCACAUACAGACAGCCAGCGACCUGAACAACGACCAGCACUGGUACAGGAUCGAAGCAGAACGGGUGCACAAUUUCGGCAAGUUGCUGAUUAGACCCCAAGUGGUGCCAAGCGGUUCGUCUCUGGCCAUGGGCUCGCCUCACACGAACAUGUCUAGCGCGGGCAUGGGACGUUUGGACGUCAAUUCGGACGAUGUCAUUUGGAUAGGGGGCAUCGACAAGGCGCCUCUGCCGUCGUACUUACAUUCCAGACAACUGGGUUUGAUUGGUUGUCUUCAUCAGGUGUGGCUGGACGGUCGACCCAUCGGCUUGUGGAACUUCAAGUCGCAACCGGCUGGCACCUGUAGUGCCUGCAUCGAGGGAGCCGAAGAAAUGGUUGACGAUAGUUCCUAUAGGUUUACCGGUGACGGUUACGCGGUCUUACACCACGACAGUACUACCGCCUACAAUAAGUACCUAUUCAGCGUAUCACUUAACUUCAAGACCUUCGACGAAAGAUCUCUGCUGUUCCUGGCCGAAGGUUCUCAGCCGGAUCAAUUUAUCGAUAUAAGAAUGCAAGACGGCAAAGUCAUUUUCCGAGUCAGCUAUUCGGGUUACUCGAUGUUAGAACUAUCCACCGCCAGCCGGUACAACGUGGGCACCUGGACGAGAUUGGAGGCUACCCGGUAUUUCGAUAGAAAGAAAAAAGUGGAAAAAGGAGUUUUGAAAGUCGGUGCUGAGUCUAAAGAAGGCGUACCUUCGCCGCCUCCGAAUCAAAACGACAUACCGGAAUUAUCAGAGGCGGAGUACAUGAUAGGCGGCGUUCCUCCGGGUUUUAAGGCCACUAACGGUUUGGUAAAAUCGUUUUCAGGAUGUAUGUCGGACAUUCAAAUAGCCCAACAAGGGUACAACCCAAUGAGAGGCAAUUCGUGGGGCGUGCAAACUACUUGUACGGACAAACCUCUGACUAUAGUCGGAUUCUAUGGUAACGGAUACUUAGAAUUGACUUCGCACACGCUCAAAAAGAAAGCGUCGUUUGGAUUCAUGUUCGCCACUUUACAGCAAGACGCACUAUUGAUGAUGUCCACUACGGAUAUGCUUGUCCCUGGCACGUUUAACACUAGCAAUAGUUUAGAAGAAAUCAACAACAACAUAGAGCAAGAGAACAAGCAAAAUUACUAUUCGGUGAGCUUGAGACGUGGACAGGUAGACAUCCGGAUAAACGCAGGGCACGGCGAAAUAAGACUGGCUAGCGAAGGGUUCGAGUUCGGCGACGGCAAGUACCAUUCGAUAAUGGUGACCAAAAACGGCAAAAAGCUGGAGUUGCGCAUUGACGACGUACUUCAUUCGUUUUCUUCACUUCCGGAAGGUUCGAGUGUGGUAAGAGCACCUGGUGCGGCUGGCGGUCUCUUUUUGGGUGGUCUACCCGCCGAAAUAAAUACCACUGGCAAAGCCGUAUCCAGCGUUCCCCUUGUGGGUACCAUCAAAGACGCUAUUUUCAACGACCAGCUUUUGUAUUUUGAUUCUCCCAUUGAAUUUGAGCACGCAGCGAUCGGUCAGGUAGGUCCAGUACCCCGGACGAGUGGCAACGUGUCAAGCGAAAUUGCAUCGAUGACCUCGACGGAGAAGCCGACUGGUUGCGGCAAAGAAGGCAGCUUUUCCCUAGAACCGGGUGCGGUUAAGUUUGGCGACAACCCUAACAGCUACGUGCAGGUGUCGUUCUCCAAGCGGCACAACAUGCACCGCAAUUUCAAAAUGGAUUUCCGUUUCAGGAGUUUCUAUUCCGACGGACUGGUUUUUCUGUUGAUCGGUAACCGGGCCAAACAGAACAACUAUCUGGCCAUGCGACUAUACAACGGCCGGGUCCAAUUGGUGUUGAAAAAUCGCAAGAGAAUGGAGAUAUCCACUCAAGCUGUAUUCAACGACGGCAUGUGGCACAGGGUUCAACUGAUCAAAGACAACAAGACCGUGCAUUUCACUAUCGAUUCAAUACCGCAAGAAAAACUGAAUUUGACCAAAAAGCUGAGUUUGGGCAACACCAUGUAUGUUGGCGGCGUGCCGGCGGAGAAGAACUUGCAACUUCCAGAGUCGUUGGACGUUCGGUCGUUCAAGGGGUGCAUGCAAGGUUUCGCCGUGAACCACCAAGAAGAGGAGCUGGUAAGCGAAAGGGCCGUCCGCCAUCAGGUCGGCCAGUGUUUCCCUCAGGUCGAGAAAGGAUCGUUCUUCCCGGGCGACGCUUACGCCAUUUACAAAAACAAAUACUACGUGGGCGCGUUGCUCGAACUGUCGCUGGAACUGAGGACCACGCAGACCACGGCCGUCCUGUUGUCGGUUUCCGAACCCGAAGGGUAUCCGGCACUGUCUUUGGAGCUCAAUCAGGGCAAAGUGGUCUUGUCCGGCGACAUGGGCGACCGCCGGCCGUUCCGGGUCGAGCAGAGUUUCCACUCGGAGUUCACCAUAUGCGACAACAAGUGGCAUCAGAUACAAGCAUUUUACGUCGAGGACAAGUUGACUCUCAAAGUCGACCAGUUUGAACAAAAAUACUGGCUUCUGGACAACGGUCACAUCACAGAAGCGCACACCAACAGCCCACUGUACAUAGGUGGAUUACCAGAUACGGCGUCCAGCGGUACUUUAGGCACUAGAGACAAUUUCAAAGGAUGCAUACGGAACUUAAUCAUAGGAAGUGAACGCACCGACUGGGCGGAUAUGGCUUCAUUGCACAACAUACUUUUAAGCUCGUGUCCCCUGAUAGUUCACUAGUAAUACCACUAGUUUCCAUGUACAUACAUUUAUUUAUAUGAUAACAUUAGUUUCUAAUUAAUCGUAAGCAAUUCGAGUUUGAGCGUUUAAGCAGAACUCGAAUCGGCCAAUGUAAUUUUAUAUUUAUGCAAACUUUGUAUUUAAAUGUUUAUUAUUUAAUUAAAACUAUUAUCUAAAUGUAAAAUGGCCACUAACAAUUUUUCUUUGUAAAUAAUAUUACCGAUCAAAAGUUUUAAAAAUAAACGUGCGUUAUACUUUAA
Adelges cooleyi (spruce gall adelgid) is the source of this 10299-nucleotide messenger RNA. It is a transcript of the gene wb, whose product is annotated as laminin subunit alpha-1. The transcript has 50 exons. The record is from RefSeq and is a predicted model, not a curated record. Gene Ontology annotation, cellular component: basement membrane. Lineage: Eukaryota; Metazoa; Arthropoda; Insecta; Hemiptera; Adelgidae. Bases 320 to 10039 code for a protein of 3239 amino acids. Gene Ontology annotation, biological process: axon guidance.